CUGCGCGCCUUUCCUCCUGCGCUCGCCGGCCUCUCCUGCCUCUUAGAACCUUCCUGCGGUCGUGGUCGCAUCUCGCUGCUGCAGCCUCCGGGGCCACGUUCCAUCCUUUCAGCCUGAGACCAGCCCAGAAAGAGAAAUAAUUAUCUUUUCUUGCUUGGUACCUAUCUUAAAGCCAUGAGGGAAAUCGUGCACAUCCAGGCCGGACAGUGUGGCAACCAGAUCGGUGCUAAGUUUUGGGAGGUGAUAAGCGAUGAACACGGCAUCGACCCCACCGGUACCUACCACGGAGACAGCGACCUGCAGCUGGACCGAAUCUCCGUCUACUACAAUGAAGCCACAGGUGGCAAGUAUGUCCCUCGAGCUAUCUUGGUGGAUCUAGAACCCGGGACCAUGGACUCCGUUCGAUCAGGUCCUUUUGGCCAGAUCUUCAGACCAGACAACUUUGUUUUUGGUCAGUCUGGGGCAGGCAACAACUGGGCUAAGGGUCACUACACAGAGGGAGCUGAGCUGGUUGACUCCGUUCUCGAUGUGGUGCGGAAGGAGGCAGAGAGCUGUGACUGCCUGCAGGGCUUUCAGCUGACCCACUCUCUGGGUGGAGGCACGGGCUCGGGCAUGGGCACCCUGCUCAUCAGCAAGAUCCGAGAAGAGUACCCCGACCGUAUCAUGAAUACCUUCAGCGUGGUGCCUUCACCCAAAGUGUCCGACACCGUGGUUGAGCCCUAUAACGCCACCCUCUCCGUCCAUCAGCUGGUCGAAAACACCGAUGAGACCUACUGCAUUGACAACGAGGCCCUCUAUGACAUCUGCUUCCGUACCCUCAAGCUCACCACGCCAACCUACGGAGACCUGAACCACCUCGUCUCCGCCACCAUGAGCGGUGUCACCACCUGCCUCCGCUUCCCAGGCCAGCUCAAUGCUGACCUCCGAAAGUUGGCUGUCAACAUGGUGCCCUUCCCGCGUCUCCACUUCUUCAUGCCCGGCUUUGCCCCGCUCACCAGCCGUGGAAGCCAGCAGUACCGGGCCCUCACUGUGCCUGAACUUACCCAGCAGGUCUUCGAUGCCAAGAAUAUGAUGGCUGCCUGCGACCCCCGCCACGGCCGAUACCUCACCGUCGCAGCUGUCUUCCGCGGGCGGAUGUCCAUGAAGGAGGUAGACGAGCAAAUGCUCAACGUGCAGAAUAAGAAUAGCAGCUACUUUGUGGAAUGGAUCCCCAACAAUGUCAAGACGGCGGUCUGUGACAUCCCACCCCGCGGCCUCAAGAUGGCAGUCACCUUCAUCGGAAACAGCACGGCCAUCCAGGAGCUCUUCAAGCGCAUCUCGGAGCAGUUCACGGCCAUGUUCCGCCGGAAGGCCUUCCUCCACUGGUACACAGGUGAGGGCAUGGACGAGAUGGAGUUCACCGAAGCCGAGAGCAACAUGAAUGACCUCGUCUCCGAGUACCAGCAGUACCAGGAUGCCACUGCGGAAGAGGAGGAGGAUUUCGGGGAGGAGGCAGAAGAAGAGGCCUAAGGCAGAAAGCCCCGCAUCACCUCAGGCUGCUUAGUUCCCUCAGCUUUCUUCAGCUGCCCAUUUUUCUCCUUCAGAGUUUUCUUUCUGCUGCCUCUGUCCUGUUUUUUCGUUUUUUUCACUGGGGCGGGGGGAAGUGAACGGUGCCUGGCACACAGUAGGCGCUCAAUAAAUAUUUGUUUGUGGAA
Alexandromys fortis (reed vole) is the source of this 1694-nucleotide messenger RNA. It is a transcript of the gene Tubb, whose product is annotated as tubulin beta class I. Lineage: Eukaryota; Metazoa; Chordata; Mammalia; Rodentia; Cricetidae. The transcript has 4 exons. Gene Ontology annotation, cellular component: cytoplasm; microtubule. Gene Ontology annotation, biological process: microtubule cytoskeleton organization; mitotic cell cycle. Bases 175 to 1509 code for a protein of 444 amino acids. The record is from RefSeq and is a predicted model, not a curated record. Gene Ontology annotation, molecular function: GTP binding; structural constituent of cytoskeleton; GTPase activity.